Pygoscelis adeliae (Adelie penguin) is the source of this 1239-nucleotide messenger RNA. RefSeq names its product probable G-protein coupled receptor 83. The record is from RefSeq and is a predicted model, not a curated record. Gene Ontology annotation, biological process: neuropeptide signaling pathway. Gene Ontology annotation, molecular function: neuropeptide Y receptor activity. NCBI's taxonomy places the organism in Eukaryota, Metazoa, Chordata, Aves, Sphenisciformes, Spheniscidae. Bases 1 to 1239 code for a protein of 412 amino acids. The transcript is spliced from 4 exons. Gene Ontology annotation, cellular component: membrane.
AUGGCUCGCUUGCUACUUCAGUCAUACAGGUCACAGAUGGUGGGGUUUCUUGAGGAGUUUGAUCAUUACUCUUCCUUGGCCAAACUCAUGUCAAUCUACCAAGCAACCAACAGGACCAACUUCAACUGGACAGACAGCCGCAUUGUCGAGUGGGAGAAAUUUGCCGAGCUGGCUAAAUAUGAGCCGGAAUCCCAGAAACCAGCAGUGAAAGCUCUCCUAAUCGUGGCGUACUCGGUCAUUAUCAUCAUGUCUCUCUUUGGGAACAUGCUGGUGUGCCACGUGGUGCUGAAGAACAAGAGGAUGCACUCAGCCACCAGCCUUUUCAUCGUCAACCUGGCAGUGUCUGACAUUAUGAUCAUGCUGCUCAACACGCCUUUUACCCUGGUUCGGUUUGUGAACAGCACGUGGAUCUUUGGAAAGGCCAUGUGCCACGUCAGCCGCUUCGUGCAGUACUGCUCCCUCCAUGUCUCCACGCUGACCCUGACGGCCAUCGCCCUGGACAGGCACCAGGUCAUCCUGCACCCGCUGAAGCAGAGGAUGUCACUAACGAAGGGAGCGCUGAGCAUCUCUGUUAUCUGGCUGAUGGCAACCUGUUUCUCCCUACCCCAUGCCAUCUAUCAAAAGCUUUUCCAGUAUAACUACAGGGAAGCCACUGUCCGGAGUUUGUGCCUCCCCGAUUUUCCUGAGCCUGCAGAGCUGGUCUGGAAGUAUCUGGACCUGUCUACCUUCCUCCUCCUUUACCUCCUGCCUCUGCUAAUCAUCACUGUCACCUAUAUACGCCUGGCCAAGAGGCUGUGGCUCCGCAAUGCCAUUGGAGACAUCACCACACAGCAGUAUAUCACCCACCACAAGAACAAGAAGAAGAGCAUCAAGAUGCUGAUGCUGGUGGUGGUGGUCUUUGCUGUCUGCUGGUUCCCUCUCAACUGCUACGUGGUGCUCAUCUCCAGUCUAGGCAUCAAGACAAAGAACUCCCUCUAUUUCGCCCUGCACUGGUUCGCCAUGAGCAGCACCUGCUACAACCCUUUCAUCUACUGCUGGCUGAACGAGAGCUUCCGCUCGGAGCUCAAGUCCCUGCUCUGCAUGUGCCAGAAGGUGCCUCAGACUCAGGACAACAUGCUGCCGCCCGUGGUCACGUCCUGCCACGAGGUGUGGAUGGAGCAGGCCAGGUACAGGAAGGGACCCGCCUCGCAGACCAUUUGCUCCACCGUAAAUAUCCAGACGGCCAACACAGACCUGUGA